CCACUGUUGAGUCGUCCACUCUUCUCCUAUUGGCUCAAACGCAAGUUGCAACUAUCUUGUCCUUUCCCACUUACUCUUUCUCUCUCUAUCUCUCUCUCUCACGCACUACACACACCAAUCAAUCUUCUUCUCCUCGUCCUGGCACUGGCAGGCAGGCAGGAAGGCUAAUUGCUGCUAGAUACAGCCCACUACCAUCCCCAUCCCUAUCCAAUCCCUCUUCUCUACCAAAAUCUUUCCUUGCUGCCAAUUUCUGCACUCCAAUCCUCGCCUUGCUAUGGUCGCUUUGUAGCCCGACAUCAUGGACGCAAGGGGAUCGAAGAAGCUCAAUGUCGUCGGCGAUGGCGACGGCGACGGGGGGUACGACACCGUCUGGGAGUGCGUGAUCCCGUACGUGGAGGACGCGCGUGACCGGGACGCGGCGUCGCUCGUGUGCAAGCGGUGGUACGAGAUCGACCGCAUCACGCGGAAGCACGUGACCAUGGCGCUCUGCUACACCGCGACGCCGGAGCAGCUGUCGCGGCGGUUUCCGCAACUCGAGUCGCUGAAGCUCAAGGGGAAGCCGCGCGCCGCCAUGUUUAACCUAAUUCCUGAGGAUUGGGGCGGCUACGUCACCGCCUGGGUGGACGAGAUCGUCCGCUCGUUCCCUCAGAUGAAGUCGCUCCACUUCCGGCGGAUGAUUGUCAGAGACUCGGAUCUGGAGCUCCUCGCCGUCUCCACCGGGAGGAUUCUCGAAGUCCUCCGCCUCGACAAGUGCUCCGGCUUCUCCACCGACGGACUUCUCCACAUCGGACGCUACUGCAGAAAUUUGAGGUCUUUAUUUCUGGAAGAGAGCUCGAUAGCUGAAAACGAUGGACAGUGGCUGCACGAGCUUGCCUCGAACAAUACAGUCCUUGAAAGUUUAAACUUUUACAUGACGGAUCUCAUGAAAGUCAGCCCCGGAGACCUCGAACUAAUAGCGAGAGGAUGCCCAUCUUUGACCUCAGUGAAAAUUAGCGAUUGCGAUCUUUCAGACCUCGUCGGAUUUCUGAAAACUGCAGCUUCAUUGGAAGAGUUUGGCGGGGGCUCUUUCAGCGAGCCUCCGGGACAGAUUGGCGAAGGCGUUUUCAACGAGCAAUUGAAGAAGUACGGUAAUGUCGCAUUUUCGUCAAGAUUGUGUCGCUUGGGCCUUACCUAUCUCGGCGAGGCAGAGUUGCCAAUUGUCUAUCCCGUCGCCUCAAGGCUCCGAAAAUUGGAUCUUCUCUACGCACUGCUCGACACCGAGGGCCAUUGCUUGUUGCUGCAAAGAUGUCCUAACCUGGAGAUUCUCGAGACUAGAAAUGUCAUCGGCGAUCGGGGGCUGGAAGUUCUUGCUCAGUUCUGCAAGAAAGUGAAACGACUUAGGAUAGAGCGCGGAGCCGACGAACAAGACAUAGAAGAUGUCGAAGGGAUCGUCUCGCAGCGGGGACUAAUCGCGUUGGCGCGGGGUUGCCUUGAUCUAGAAUACUUAGCUGUUUACGUAUCGGACAUAACCAACGAAUCAUUGGAAUGCAUGGGCAGCCACUCGAAGAACCUCCGCGACUUCCGUCUGGUCUUGCUCGAUCGAGAGGAAACCAUUACAGACUUACCCCUCGACAACGGCGUUCGUGCCCUCCUCACGGGCUGCCGCAAGCUUCGACGAUUUGCUCUCUACCUCCGCCCCGGCGGUCUGACCGACGUUGGCCUCGGCUACAUUGGGAAGUACAGCCCGAACGUGACGUGGAUGCUGCUCGGGUACGUCGGCGAAUCCGACGAAGGGCUAAUCGAAUUCUCGAAAGGAUGCCCGAGCCUGCAGAAAUUGGAGAUGCGAGGAUGUUGUUUCAGCGAACAGGCGUUGGCGACGGCGGUUCUCGGGCUGAAAGCUUUACGGUACUUGUGGGUGCAAGGGUACCGAUCGUCGUCAUCGUCGGGGAAUGGACGGGAUCUGAUGACGAUGGUUCGGCCGUACUGGAAUAUCGAGCUGAUACCGUCGAGGCAGAAUGUGGUCGAGCAUCCGGCGCAUAUACUCGCGUACUACUCGCUGGCCGGGCAGCGGACCGACUUCCCGGCGACGGUAAAGCCUUUUGAUCCCAGCAAUCUUCUAGAAUGAUCCACGGGUUUGUGUACAUAAUACCAUACCACUGUUGUUUCUGGAGUUGAAUGAGUUCGAGUUUUUUUCUUUUUUUUUUUGUAAUUUGGUUAGGUUUGAUUUUGGUUUUAAGGUUAAUGGGAUGUAAUAAAAGGUAGGGUUAACAUUUCGUGUGGAUCGAUGAAUCAAUCCUAACGACACUUUGUGUCAUGAAUGCCGAACCAAUGGAUCGAGAUGAAUUGUUUUUAAUUUGUUUCAUUGAGUUCA
Andrographis paniculata is the source of this 2350-nucleotide messenger RNA. Its product is annotated as coronatine-insensitive protein 1-like. Gene Ontology annotation, biological process: SCF-dependent proteasomal ubiquitin-dependent protein catabolic process. Bases 299 to 2104 code for a protein of 601 amino acids. NCBI's taxonomy places the organism in Eukaryota, Viridiplantae, Streptophyta, Magnoliopsida, Lamiales, Acanthaceae. The transcript is spliced from 3 exons. Gene Ontology annotation, cellular component: SCF ubiquitin ligase complex. The record is from RefSeq and is a predicted model, not a curated record.